Molecule: messenger RNA, 998 nt
Organism: Actinia tenebrosa (Australian red waratah sea anemone)
Lineage: Eukaryota; Metazoa; Cnidaria; Anthozoa; Actiniaria; Actiniidae
Product: placenta-specific gene 8 protein-like
Source: RefSeq, a predicted model, not a curated record
UUCAUUUCAGGUUAUCCCAGUUAUAGUCAAGUAGUUCAUCAGUCAAGAGAGCCAACUUUAAGUGAAUCACAGAAUCAGCAGUCUUCUCCAGAACAAUUCCCCCUUCAGGCUCCGCCCAUGAUGCAGCAAAAUCAGCUAAUAAUGACGCAGCCAGGUCAGCCAAUAACGACGCAGCCAGGUCAGCCAAUAACGACGCAGCCAGGUCAGCCAAUGACGCUGCCAGGUCAGCCAAUGAUGCAGCAAGGUCAAUCAAUGAUGAUGCAACAUGGUCAAGUGGCACCAAUGUAUUCCCAAAAUACCACCAAUACAAACGUGAUAAUGGUCAACCAGCAGCCUGUUACUGCCCGUGCUGCCCCACGAGAGUGGAGUACGGGAUUGUGUGGCUGCUUUGACGACUGUGGCACUUGUUGGUAUGCGAUUUUCUGUGGAUAUUAUAUGUUGUGUGAGAUUUCUCAACGUCUAGGAGAGGGCAGAUGCUUUGUCUAUUUUUGCCCCUUUCCUCUUCUUAGCCUCAGGAUAAAAUUCAGAGCUGAGCAAAACAUCAAGGGAUCUCUGUGCAAAGACUACCUAACAGUUCAAUACUGCUACUAUUGUGCCUUGUGUCAGCUAUCGAGGGAGAUUGACCACGUUCAACGCAUACAAAGAGUCAAUUGAGGUUGUAAUAAAACACAUGGUAACUAAACGAUAUUCGCUAAUUUUCAGCACUUUCGUUUACAGUCUAGCUUGAUAGCAGUUUUAUAAUCAGCAUUUUAUUCUAUCUUAUUUUGAAACUGUUAAAUAAAAACUAGGAAGGUUUCUGAUGCCGUUCGGUGCAUGAGUAAUACGUUUAAAGAUUGUAGACCAUGUGUAAUGAUAAUAGUACAUGUAAUAACCUUUAUCUAUGUGUCAUAAAUAUCUAGCUUACAUUAAAGUAGGCUAUAAUAGGUGCUUUGCAACUCAGUAAUCACGUGCUUAUUAAUUCACUGAGAGCAAAUGAAUGAACAUCUUGAUUCCCAUGG